This is a messenger RNA of Carassius auratus (goldfish), 2776 nucleotides long. Its product is annotated as synaptonemal complex protein 1-like. Gene Ontology annotation, molecular function: double-stranded DNA binding. Gene Ontology annotation, cellular component: synaptonemal complex; male germ cell nucleus; transverse filament. The record is from RefSeq and is a predicted model, not a curated record. Lineage: Eukaryota; Metazoa; Chordata; Actinopteri; Cypriniformes; Cyprinidae. Gene Ontology annotation, biological process: chiasma assembly; meiotic DNA repair synthesis; lateral element assembly.
AACCGACGUCAGGUAAAAAACCGUUGGUCAGCGUAGUCGUAUUAAUCAUAAAACGUUCAGAAAGUGCUAAAUGUUAGGUGAUUUGCUGAAAGAAUGGAGAAACCAUUCAACUUCAAACUGCUGGUGCCCCCAAGAGCUAAUUUGAAUCAAAUUUCGGCAGUGAAGCCUCAGGAAACAGGCUUGUUUGAAGAAAACUCCGUUUUUUCUCUUUCAAACCAGCGUUAUAACAAGUGUUCAGAUAUGGAUAGAAGCCUGCCGUUCCCAUCAAAAAUGGUGCUUCCUACGAAGACAUCAAGAACUGAAGGUAUGAAGAAGGCUGCAGUCAUGCCAAUGGAAAAGGAGGAGACAUCAUUAAGAUCCAGCCAGCUGUACUCCAGAUUGCUUGAUGAAGCUGAGAAAAUCAAAAUGUGGAAGUUCAAAAUAGAUUCUGAGAUUUCACAAAAGGACAGAAAGCUUCAGGAGAACAGAAAAACCAUUGAGACACAACGCAAAGCUAUUCAAGAGCUUCAGUUUGCAAAUGAAGGUCUGAGCAUGAAAUUAGAGGAUCAGCUGAAUGAGAAUGAAGACCUUAGAAAUAAAAGCAAUGCAACCAGAAAUUUGUGCAACAUACUAAAGGACACAUUUGAGAGAUCUGCUGAGAAAAUUAAUCUGUUUGAGGCUGAACGGGAAGAAACUCAUGAUAUGUUCAUUCAGAACAGUGAGAAUAUUCAGAGGAUGGUGGCAGCAUUUGAAGGUCUUCGGAAACAGGCAGAGGCUGAUCAGCAGGAAAUGUUGAAAUUAAGAGAAUGUCUUACACAGUUUGAGGAUCUUAAAGUGAAGUUGGAGAGUGAAUGCCAUGUGAAGGAGAAUGAGGUUGCUAUGCUUCAAGAAAAACUCCAAGAAAAAGAAAGCAAUCUCAAAGAUGUUUCACUAAAACUCAAAGAGGCACAGCAAAGCUGCAGUGUAAUAGAGGAGUCGGAAAGGAAACAUCAGAAAUUACUUCAAUGUGUUACACAGGACCGGGAGGCACUUGAGGAGAAACUCAAGGUGACAGAGCAACUCAAAUGGGAGAUUGAGGAAAACCAGAGAGCCCUUACUUACAAACUGGAGCAAAGCAAAGAUAACCAUGAGAAAGUUCUCCAAGAGAAAGAUGAUGAACUACAAAAACUAAACAACAUCAAAGAGCAACAGUCAAACCAACUUUCAGAGAUUCAGCUGACAGUUAAUUCUUUGCAGUCCUCACUGACAUCUGAGAUACAAAGGGCACAAGACCUUGAGACAAAGAUAACCUUAUGUGUGAAUGAACUUAGUGACAAAAACACAGAGUUAGAAGUUAUCAGGGGGCAGAAGGAGAACCAUAGCAAGCAAAUACAGAUACUCAGAGAUGAGCUGAAUGAAAAGACAAACUCACUUUGGUCUACAAAGGAAGAGAUAAAGACAAGGGAGGGUGAGAUGCUCCAGCUUAUUGCUUCACUUGAGGAGAAAAGUGAAGCAAAUCAUUUGAAGGAUGAAAUAGAAAGUGUCAUCACAGAAAAUAAAAACAUGAAGGAAGCCCAGACAAAAGCUAGACUUGACAAUGAAAAGCUGCAGAAGGAAGUUGCAUUAAAGGAGGCUAAAUUACAAGAGAUGGAGGCACAACUGUCUGGAGCUUUGGAGAGCAGCUGUAAAUCAUCAAAAGAAGUAGAAAGAUUGGAGAGGGACCUAAAGCAGCAGAAGGCAGAAUAUGAGGGGUUGAUAUUGAAGUUUAAUGACCUGCAGAUGCUGAAGGAUACCAUUCAGCAACAGGUUGAUAGUGGUGCUUUAGAGAAGAAAGUCCUUCAGUCUCAUCUCAUGGAAAGCAAUGCAAAUGCAGAAAGAAAGAAGACAGAAAUAGAGAGACUUGAGAAAGAGAAACAACAACUUCAGGAGCAAGUGGAUAAUUUAUCUGCAAAAAUUGCUGGGCAGGAUGAUGAGAGUAAGAAUGUUCAACAGCAACUGAAAGAGAGUGGCAAAACAGCAAAGCGGGAACUUCUGACAAAAGAGAAACAAAUCAAAGCACUGGAGUCAAAGGAACUGGAGCUGUCCCACCUGCAAGUGGAAAAUUAUGAUCUUAGACAACAACUUGAAAAGCUCAAAGGAGAGAAGGUGGCCUUAAGAACACCACUUUUAUCUCUUGAAAAAGACACACUUCAACAGGGACCUGAAAUCAAACCUAAGAAGGGAAGAAACAAGAUCUCUAAAACUCAAAGAGCUGACACCGCUAAGAAGCCUGUGUAUACACUUUUAAAUGAGGAUGAAAAUAAACCAUCAAGAAAUACAUGUAACACUCCUGCUGAAACAGUGAAUGAAGUCCUUCAUACUCCCUUAUGGAGCAAAACGACUAAAACAACACCUCAAAUAAAGUCAUUCAGAAUUCGCACACCACCAACAUCUGAGAUUACGGGGUCUUGGAAGGAAAACAUUCUGAAGCUGGAUCCAAAAUCAGACAACUCAGACAGCAAUGACAUACUGAGUUUCUCUCCAAAACCUAUUAAAUCAAAGAGACCUAUGCAACCAAAAGACCUAGACACAGGGAGUCUGGACAUGUUCAAGAAGGUACAGAGUUCUUUUCCAUGUAAGUCUCCAGGAACAGUGUUGAAAUUGGCUGCAAUCAAGAGAAUGCGAGAUGCUGGAUGGACCACUGUUAGCAAUUCAGAUAAGAAGAAAAAAAAAGAAACUGACAAAAUCUUUGCUUAAAAGUGUUUGCAUCAAAGAUGUGUGAUUAUCCUUUUAGAAACCUUACACAAAAGAGUACAUAUACUCUUAAUACAAUAGCUUC